UAUUAUUUGACAUCACAAACCCGCCAGCAGCUUGUUGUACAGGGGGAUAAAGGAGCGGGUAGCAAGCGAUACCACGCUAGCCCUUCGGAGAGAUGGAGGCACCGAGUACUCCCACGCGGGGGAAUGGUGUGGUACAGACGACGUCGAAAGCGGGAGGGCCCAGAACACCGAGCGCAAACCGUCUCGCGGUAGCCGAGAGGGGAGUCGGCGCAAGGGUAGAGCGCGGGGAAACAGCUCCUGUCGACCCUCAUUUCCAGCAGAGCGCUAGGGCGUGGCGGUCAGGCGGUGACCGGAAGAUCAUGUUCGACAACAGAGGCGGCCACGCCCUGACCCCCGAGGCGCAGCGCCCUCCGGCGCUAGUGGCGAUUAUGCACGUGUGCGGGUGGCUGCUGAUAGCGGCGGGGAUGUUUCAGAUCGUUAUGUCCAAGUGUGCGGACUUCAGAUAUCCCCUUCACUGGGUAGGCGUCUUGAUGCUCCUCCUGGGACUGGUGUCGACGCUGGUGAGGGUGUACACGAACCGCUGCGGGACGAACCCGAAGUGGUCGGCAGGGAUUGCCGUAGCGACCGUGGCAGCUUGUCUCUCGUCGUGGCUUCUGGCGGAUGGUCCCCUCUACAAGGAGGUCAAAACCGCCGAGGUUUGCACCGAUGAAAACGUACGAGAACUGUGCGGAUACGAAGAGGUGGACGAAGAUGCGUUGCCAGAGGACAUCCCAGAUCUCAACGUCUGCGUCUGCCGAGUGGCGUCAGGGGCCUGGGACUUGUGCGUGGACUUCACCUCUAACUGUGAGAACAUCACCUCGGACAGAAGGUUCCUGCUCAUGUCGCUAAUCAGCCUGUGGGUCGGCCUGGGACUGGCGUUUAUCGUGGCCGUGGUGUCGAUGAGGGUGGUGGCCACGACCUACGACGCGGCGGCAAUCGCCAAGGCGGAGGAGAAGAAGCUCAUGAAGGCCAAGUUCGCCAGGGACUCGGCGACGGCGGCACCGCCUUUCGGGGGUCCCGUUUGAAUUUUUCGGCGCGAUGACAAAUUGUGUCGACCGUCUCGUGAGGGAGGGCGGUGUGGCGUGCUGCAUUCGGCUACUGGCAUAGCCGAAACCGUUAUAUUCGGCGCCACCGUCCAAGGUAUUAGUCUGUCUCGCGGGGGCGCACGCCGUGGUUUUUCGGUAUGAUAGUUUGCUCAAUAAUUGGGAGUGCUUGAUGAAGUCGCCCCGUUUAUGUAUGUGGUGCCUAAUUUUUGUGCGGACGUGGAAGAGUGUACGAAGUCCGCUAAAACCAACUGACUCUAAAAAGAAGCAAGUAAAGCAGUUGUAGCGCCAUCGCUGAGUUUCGACGGCAAUUCCAUUCGGACGUACUGCUAUAUUAUUUCAUGUUUGAGCCUUUCAUUGAUUCAUGCAUAUUAUAGUUGUUCGUCGUUUCCGACACGAACCCUCCGAUGUCGGCAAAGCGUCUCGCGACUUUUUUCCUUUUUUCUACCCUCGAGAUUGCGGUGUAAAAGCCUAAGUUAGUAAAGAUGGAUGAGAACAAAAAAAAAUUGUAGUAGGGAGAGGAAAUUGAGCGAACGUUGGUGCCACUCUCUUGUCCAGCGGUUUCAAUGUCAAGACAUAAGUCUACGUGUAUGUGGUGCCAGGGUUUGCUAGCGAAAGGGAGGUGCCAGCGGUCGCAAAGUGAUUUUGGGUGGCUGAUUUCUUUCGGGUUCUAUUUGCGUCCGAUUGUGAGGCAAGGGUUGCUGUUGUCUUUACACUAAACAGUGUGGAAGGGCCUAAAAGCUGUCAUUUGGUGGUUCAGUAGUGGAGCCUGUAUAGUGCCGGGUGCCCGGUAUAGUGCCGGUGUGUUCGGCUCGCACACACUGAAAUACCAAGUCGUUCUGUACUCUGAAUAGCGCCAGUGUCCGGUAUAUAGUGCCGGCAAAAUCUCUGGACACAUACGGGCACUAUACCGGGCCCACUACUGUACGUGUAGUAUAGUCUAGUAUUAUUCGAUUCUUGUCACGGGCGUAAGCUCUUAGCUUCGUAGUAGACUACAAUGUAAUGGUCGUAAAAAAAAAUGUAAUGGUCGUCUUUGUCAUCUUGUGGUGGACCACGUGUGCGUGCGUUUGGCAUGGAUUGAUGAUGGGUUCGGUUGUUCAUCGGCAUUCAUGCAUGUUGAAUGUACGUGUCCCUCUUGUUCCCCGUAGCUUUGGGCUGAGAGCUUCAUUGUCAGAACUUGAUGUCAUGCGUGUCUACGCGUGCGCGUGGCUCUCUCGCUCUCCUGCAGCACGCAUUGUCCAUGGUCUUUGCUUGUUGCCUACACACCGGGAUUCCCUCUAAAUGGAUGGACGAGUUAAGGGUGUGCGAAUGUUUGCGUACGUGUUCCAGUGAGUGGCGCAUGUCCGGGAGGAGGCGCAGAUUCAAGAGAGGUAUGUAAUAUCUUAGGUUCUGGCUUCCCCCCACCCCGCGUUGUGUGUGUUCGGUACUUGGAAAAAACGGGAUGGAAAAUAUCCGUCCCGCUAAAAUGUGCAAUGUGUCCAUGAAGGACAACGAAGAAACGAGGGGAAGAAGUUGUAAUUAUAUGGUAGAAGACGAAAAUGCAUUCGUUGCUAUCGGUUCCCGCUACCAGCGUAAAGGCGAUGUUGACUGGUGGGACGCUACCGCUCUCUU
Messenger RNA from Ectocarpus sp. CCAP 1310/34, 2633 nucleotides. NCBI's taxonomy places the organism in Eukaryota, Phaeophyceae, Ectocarpales, Ectocarpaceae. The record is from the annotation of a GenBank genome assembly.